Molecule: messenger RNA, 1787 nt
Organism: Hylaeus volcanicus
Lineage: Eukaryota; Metazoa; Arthropoda; Insecta; Hymenoptera; Colletidae
Exons: 4
Coding region: 652-1581 (309 amino acids)
Molecular function (GO): nucleic acid binding; zinc ion binding
Source: RefSeq, a predicted model, not a curated record
GCAGAAUUCUAGUAAGUUCGUAUAGAAUGAACUGAUCUAACAUCCCUAAAAUAGUGACAAAUCUUUGAAUCCGUGGAGACAAAAACGCUUCUUUGUUCUACAAAUGCAGCUUUUUGUAUUAAAAUUUACUUGUACGAAUAUAAUGGAAUAAAAAGAAAAUAGACGUUUUAAUUGCAGGAUCGACAUAAAAUUAAAUAAUUAGGUUGCCACCUAACAAAAGAAAUCAUUCUCUAUUCCAGUAAUAUCAGUAUUUAUCGCUAAAUGAUAAAAACAAUAAAUAUCAUUUCUACGUCUCACUUCCUUAGUGCUUAAUCACUCGAAACCAGAAAAUAUAGGAUAGAUAAGAAACAGUAUGAGUGUACACAUGGCUGGUUCUACAGUUGGUCCUUCUAACAAAGGAAAGUGUUGGCAAGUUAUCGAGCAUAAGUAAACAUUGGACAUUUCCUCUUCAGAACUUUUUUUUUUUUUCAGGAUUUUUCCUUCAAUUUAUAUAGUGUUUUAUCGAAUCACAUGAUAAGAACAUAACGAGUAUACUCAUUUAUCUGUUUAACGUGUUCGCGACGGGAUUUGCCAUCGGUGGUUCCGCCGCCAGACAAGAGAAAAUAUAUAUAGCUCAAACGCAUGACGUAAAUUUUACGUAAAAUAAUAAAUAUGGGUGAAAAAGUGCCAAACAAAGCGCAACCACCAGCACCACUAAAAGCAAAUGGCAAUUUGGAUAAGAAUUGGUGUACCUGGAGGAGUGAUUUCAUAGAAUUUAUGAAAGUGGAAGAUCCCACAGAAUCGUACAAAAAUAGAUGGGGAACGUUUCUUUUGAUGUUUAUUGGUCCCAUAGGGCAAGAAGCUUACAAAAAAGUAUCUUUGGAUACAUCUUUAGAUAAAGAAAAUUUCGAUGCUCUGCUUAAAAAAUUGGAUUUGUAUUUCAUUUUUGGAACUAAGGAAAUACAAUAUAAAGGGAACAUCACUGACUAUGUCAAUAAUUUAAUGGAAAUUGCUAAAGCAAGCAAUCACAGCGAUGCUCAAGAUAUUGUUAAACAAAAGAUUAUCAACGAUAUUAUGAGACUGAAAUCCGAUAAAGAUUUUGAAACAUUUUUACAGUCUUUGAAUUUGAGCGAAAUUAUUUCUGAAUGCAUAUCUUUACAAAAAUUCACAAAUCAAAAGGACAAAAAAACUAAUCCUGAGCAAACCUUUACUAAAAAACGUCUCAUAAAUAACAGUUUAAGCGUAUGUGUCAGAUGCGGACUGCAACAUACACGCAAUAAAUGUCCUGCGCAUGGAAGCCAAUGCAACAACUGUAAGAAGUUCAAUCAUUUUACGGAGAAGUGCAAAACUAAUGUAAAAUUUGUUGACAAUUGUUCCAAAUGUGGAACUGGGCAUAAGCAAAUAGAAUGCCCUGCUUUUGGAUAUGCAUGCACAAAGUGUGGCAAAAAUAAUCACUAUUCGUGGAAGUGUCAAGCUCCUAUGGUGAGAAAUUGCUCUAGAUGCGGCACAGACCAUAUCAUAUCUCUAUGCCCUGCACAAGGAAAAGAGUGCUCACGAUGUAAAAAACCUAACCACUUGGAGACAAAAUGUAUCAGCAAAUAAUAUAUUGAUAUAAAUAAAUAUUUUUAAACUUAAAACACUCGCAAGCAAAGAGAAAACAAAUAUAAAAAAAAGUAUUACUAAUAAUAAUCGACUCAGCACAUUUGUAGCUAUGUAUUCCUUUAAUUUUGUUAUUACGUCAUAAAAAAAAAUAAAAACGGUGAAAAUGUACUAUUUUCUAAUCAUAUAAUAAACACCAAUUACACGUG